UAACAACUAUUAGAUUUAUAUUUCAGAAGGCGAGCGAAGUGAGUCGCACUUUGUGUAGAAAUAAUUGCCAACAAAUUUAGCUUAGUAUUUGACGUAUUUUAGACAAAAAUGGCUUCCUUUUUGGCACGUGCAGGCGGCUGCCUCAUCGAAACUGUGAAACCCGCGACUGUUGCAAAGAUCCUGAAUUACUCGCCAAUUGGACUGCAGCAAAUAAGAAAUCUUAAUGUGCAGGAACACGUCUCAUACACCCUGCUCAACGAAAGCAACAUCCCAACGCCUCGAUUUGCCGUUGCCAAGAAUGGCAAGGAGGCUCAUGAUAUUGCCCAAAACCUGAAAACAGAUAAUCUGGUGCUGAAGGCGCAAGUUCUUGCUGGCGGUCGCGGCAAGGGAACAUUCAAGAACGGCCUGAAGGGCGGUGUGCGCGUCGUUUUCGAUGCCGACAGCGCUGAGCAAUAUUCAUCCAAGAUGAUUGAUCAGCUGCUGGUGACCAAGCAAACUGGCGCCGCUGGUCGCAUCUGUAAGAAGGUGAUGGUUGCCGAGCGCAAAUUCCCACGUCGUGAGUUCUACUUUGCCGUCAUGAUGGAGCGCGCCUUCAACGGUCCGGUUUUGAUUGCAUCCAAGGAGGGCGGCGUUGACAUUGAGGAAGUUGCCAAGGAAAAUCCCGAUGCCAUUCUUUAUGAGCCCAUCGACAUUGUCGAGGGUCUUACCAAGGAGCAGGCCUGCAGAAUGAUUGAAAAGGUCGGACUGGGUGGAGCCGGUGCUGAUGAGCAUAUCGAAAUGCUGAUGAAUCUGUACAAACUGUUUGUGAAGAAAGAUGCGCUCUUGGUUGAAAUCAAUCCCUAUGCCGAAGAUGCCAUGACCGGCUUCUUUGCCCUUGAUGCCAAAUUGCGUUUCGAUGACAAUGCCGAGUUCCGGCAGAAGGAACUGUUUUGCAUGCGCGACUGGACUCAGGAAGAUCCCAAGGAGGUCGAGGCGGCCAAAUACAAUUUGAAUUACAUUGCCCUGGAUGGUACCAUUGGUUGCAUGGUUAACGGUGCUGGUCUGGCCAUGGCCACCAUGGAUAUUAUCAAGUUGUACGGCGGUGAGCCAGCCAAUUUCCUUGACGUCGGCGGUGGCGCCACGGCAGAAGCCGUCAAAGCUGCAUUCAAGAUUAUUACAUCGGACAAGAAAGUCAUGUGCUUGUUGGUCAACAUUUUCGGUGGCAUUAUGCGCUGCGAUGUCAUUGCCGAGGGCAUCAUUGCUGCCGCAAAGGACUUGAACCUGAAUUUGCCAAUCGUUGUGCGUUUGCAGGGCACCAAGGUGAAGGAGGCUCGCGAGCUGAUACGUUCAUCGGGCUUGAAGAUCUUGGCGCGCGAUGAUUUGGACAAGGCUGCUGAUAUGGCCGUGCAUUUGGCACAGAUUGUUUCGCUGGCGCGCGAAAUGAACAUGGAUGUUAACUUUGAGAUUCCCGAUGCACAGAAGUAGAUCGAAACCAAUUAACGGCUAAGUCAACCAUAAAGCCCACGUGCAACACUAGCGACACUCACACAAAUAACUAGAAGAACACACACACACUCACACAACUACUCAACAAAUUAGAUACAAUCCACAUAAACUACUAUUCAUCGCUUAGUAGUUAGAUAUAUAUUCGCUUUCGAUUGAUCGAAUUAAAGGAAUGCAGCAAUUCUGCAAAAAAAAAAGAGAAGAAAAUAUAAUAAUCUGAUGACUUAUAAGAUGAGGUUCAACUCAAAACUCGUCAUUGUUGUGUAUUUUGAACAAACCACACGCCGUACUAUUAAAUAAUUUCGAAUAAUCCCGCUGAAAGUUGUUUGCACCUGUAAAGCAUUGUAUAUGUAAAAACCAAAAUAUAUUGUUAUUUGCACGAACUCUAAUAUAAUAGGAAACUUACAGCUGAAAGUGAAAACUAAA
Drosophila grimshawi is the source of this 1908-nucleotide messenger RNA. It is a transcript of the gene ScsbetaA, whose product is annotated as succinate--CoA ligase [ADP-forming] subunit beta, mitochondrial. Gene Ontology annotation, biological process: tricarboxylic acid cycle; succinyl-CoA metabolic process. Lineage: Eukaryota; Metazoa; Arthropoda; Insecta; Diptera; Drosophilidae. The transcript is spliced from 7 exons. The record is from RefSeq and is a predicted model, not a curated record. The coding region runs from base 109 to 1464 and encodes 451 amino acids. Gene Ontology annotation, cellular component: succinate-CoA ligase complex; mitochondrion. Gene Ontology annotation, molecular function: succinate-CoA ligase (ADP-forming) activity; ATP binding; metal ion binding.